Messenger RNA from Lymnaea stagnalis (great pond snail), 473 nucleotides. NCBI's taxonomy places the organism in Eukaryota, Metazoa, Mollusca, Gastropoda, Lymnaeidae. The record is from the annotation of a GenBank genome assembly.
AUGUUGGCUACACUCAUUUCUCUUCCCCAGGCGUGUUUUCCCACGAAUGAGCUGUACCAACGCCUCUGGAAGGCCUUCCAGUACAACGGUCACCUGCCCGCUGAUGUGGGCAUUCCCUCACAGUUCCUCCAAGGAGGAAACACUACGGAGCAGGAGUUUCUGGACGCAUGCCACGAGACGUAUCGGGCCUGGAAUGCGACGGGUAAAACUGGGAUGAGGGAGCAGAAAAGGGCCGCCCUGGUGGCUAAUUACAGGGGCGUGCCGUCAGACAUUAUGGAAAAGUUGCGAAAGCUGUACGCCUCUGAUUUCGAAAUGUUUGGCUACGACGAACAUCCGGCAUAUCUCUUUGAGGAUAGAUCCGCCAGAUAGCAGGGACUCUCAACCCAUAUUUCACAUCGGCCACAUAGUCGCUCGCCGAAGAGUGUUCGUGUCUACUUUCAGUGCAUAAAAAUUGUGUGGGUUUUGCUUUUAAG